Messenger RNA from Pongo pygmaeus (Bornean orangutan), 1946 nucleotides. RefSeq names its product V-type proton ATPase subunit F. Gene Ontology annotation, molecular function: proton-transporting ATPase activity, rotational mechanism. The transcript has a single exon. Gene Ontology annotation, biological process: proton transmembrane transport. The coding region runs from base 590 to 949 and encodes 119 amino acids. Gene Ontology annotation, cellular component: proton-transporting V-type ATPase, V1 domain; membrane. The record is from RefSeq and is a predicted model, not a curated record. NCBI's taxonomy places the organism in Eukaryota, Metazoa, Chordata, Mammalia, Primates, Hominidae.
GAACCUUGCUCUGUCACUCAGACUGGAGGGCAGUGGCACGACCUCAGCUCACAGCAACCUCCACCUCCCAGGUUCAAGUCAUUCUCCCACCUCAGCCUCCCGAAUAGCUGGGAUUACAGGCACCUGUCGCCACACCCAGCUGAUUUUUGUAUUUUUGUAGAGACGGGGUUUCACCAUGUUGGCUAGGCUGAUCUUGAACUCCUGACCUCAGGUGAUCCGCCCACCUCAGCCUCCCAAAGUGCUGGGAUUACACAUGUGAGCCACAGCACCCAGCCAAUUUUGAGUUUUUUCUAUGUGCUCGUUCUCAUUUAUCAUUACCUGGAAAGUUUGAGGUACUUAUUCUUAGCAUAAUAAAUUUCCUUUUUUCGUCAAGACUCAGACUACAGAAACACAGCUGAAUAUUCUAAAUUCAAUGAAAUCAACUCUUUAAAAUCAUUACAUGUGGUCUGAAUCCAAAUCAGACAAGAUCUAAAGAAAAUCAAAAAGUGCAUAAUUCUCUUUAAGUCUUCUUGGGUUUGUACGUGUGUUAAGAAUGGGGAAAUGAGAGUGGCUUCUGGUGCUCUGGGGUGAGCUCUGCCUGGCUGCAGGGAUGGCGGGGAGAAGGAAGCUCAUUGCAUUGAUAAGAAACGAGGACACAGUGACUGGUUUCCUGCUGGGCGGCAUAGGGGAGCUUAACAAGAACUGCCACCCCAAUUUCCUGGUGGUGGAGAAGGAUACGACCAUCAGUGAGAUCGAAGACACUUUCCGGCAAUUUCUAAACCGGGAUGACACCGGCAUCAUCCUCAUCGACCAGUACACCGCAGAGAUGCUGCAGCAUGCCCUGGACACCCACCAGCACUCUAUCCCUACUGUCCUGGAGAUCCCCUCCAAGGAGCACCCAUAUGAGGCCGCCAAGGACUCCAUCCUGUGCAGGGCCAGGGGCAUGUUCACUGCCAAAGACCUGUGCUAGGGUCUUCGUGUGAGGACUCCUCACAGCCCUCAGCCCUUCCCUCGUUUCCAGGCCUCUCCCCAGGCUUGCCAUCAGCCUUCUUUACAUUUUGAGCCUCUAAUUUCCAAGUCCCUGCCCCUUCCCACUCCAUUAAGAGGCUAGGUCAGGCACUUCUAGGUUGCUGGGGCUCUGCUGUUAAAAUCAAGGCUGGUUAAGGAACAGGAAGCCUGACCAUCUCUCUCCACUACCUCUUCCCUGUGCUAUUACACAGUGUCAUCGUUGAUGUUAAAUUACAGUCAUAUUCUUGCUUCUCUCCAAAAAAAAAAAAAAAAAGAAGAAUGGGGAAAUGAGCAAGGACUUAGAAUUUUAGGAACAGGCUUAUUUUCUUAGGAUGAGUGGAUGCAGAGCUAGGAAAAGAUGGCAAGGGCAGUGUAAUUGUUUGGUAAAGACAUGAUGGAUUCUCCACGAUGUCUUUUGUAUUUGUGUUUCCCAGAGUAUGCGUGCGCCUAUGCAUGUUUUUUAACAUAAAAUAUUACUCGUCUAAAGAAACAGUACAACGGCAUCCUGCAAUGCCAGAAAGCAAGGGUGUUACCCAAAAUUCAUGAGCUAAGGUCAAACAGACAAAGAAGCGAGCUUAAAGGUCUUCCACUAGCCAAAUUUCUGAGAAUGUGAGCAUUAAAAGUAUAACAAUUAUAGUGGAUUGCAAAAUACUGAAUCCAUAAUGACACUAAAAAAGGAACAGAUAAAUUCAUUUGAAACAUAUGAAGUGUCUAUUUUACAAAAACCUUGCUUUGAGAACUGGUAAUGAAAAAGAAAAAUCUAAUCAUGUAUCGGGCCUUUCCCACAGGAAACACAUUUCAGGGAAUCUAAUAGCCCCAGCUAAGGAAAAAUGCAAUCAGAACGCCAAUUAAGAAGUGUAGAAGUGAUAAAAUUAGAAAAAUAUUAUUUCAUUAACUCUAAUAAAACUAUUAUCAGGUAUUAGCAAAUGAUAUUAAUUAUUAGGUGAUGGCUGAUAUGA